Neoarius graeffei (lesser salmon catfish) is the source of this 2879-nucleotide messenger RNA. It is a transcript of the gene sanbr, whose product is annotated as SANT and BTB domain regulator of CSR. Bases 319 to 2478 code for a protein of 719 amino acids. NCBI's taxonomy places the organism in Eukaryota, Metazoa, Chordata, Actinopteri, Siluriformes, Ariidae. The record is from RefSeq and is a predicted model, not a curated record. The transcript has 21 exons.
UCAGACCGGAGGAAGCAUCACCGCCUUACAGCGUUAACAUAUUUAACUCUUCAAAUAGAUACAGACACACAGAUUUAUAUUUGUAUCUUUAUAUUUUGUUCUGCGGCUGCGCAUCAAAUCCCCGGAUGAAAGACGCCAUUAAUCCUGUGGAACAGCGCGAGCGCGUUAAUGCAGUUUCCGGUCUUCACGAGCUGUUAAAGCCCGUUUCCCCUCCGAGACGCACAGCUGGAUGCAGCUGUUUCUGUCUUAAAGCGUCUCAGUACCGGCUGGAAGGAGACAAGAGCAUCACUGUGGGGAGAAGACCCGCAAUCAACGAUCAUGAAUCGCCUCUAUAAUGUGAACAAUAAUUUCCCGUAUGAUAACAGUCUCCUGGUGUUGGACAUGGUUCUGAGUUCACUAUGGGGAACCACACAGCCAAUCGACUGGGAGAACGUAGCCCGCCUAGUUCCUGGUUUCACUCCCAAAGAGUGUGCACGCAGGUUUGACGAGCUGAAGAGCACAGGGAGUUUCCCCCUAGUAGACGAGCAGUGUAACGCGCUGACUGGGGCCAGUGGCUCUCCAUCUGAACCGCUCUCCGCUUACAUCCGAUCCACUUUACUGGACCUUACUGGGGAGACACGGACCAAUCAGAGCACACUCUCAGUGUCAGGACUGAGCGUGACCCCUGUUAUUCGAGGAGCCAGUGUUGAGACUGAGAACACUGUGAGCACAGAGGAUGAAGAGAAGGAAGACCGAGGAAAGAGCCCCAUCAUGGUGAUCCAUGUGUGUGAUGAAGCAAAGAACCUGAAGCAGGAUUUUGAGUGUCCACGUGACCUGUUGGUCAGAGAAAUGCGCUACUUUGCCGAGUAUCUCUCCAUGGAUGCCCAGCGCUGGGAGGAGGUGGACAUCUCGGUGCACUGCGAUGUCCAGAUCUUCGAUUGGCUCAUGAACUACGUCAAGAGAAGCUCUGUGGAAGAUGAACCCGGGAAACCUGUCGACAAACCAACUCUGGAGCCCAGCAAUGUCAUCUCUAUCCUGAUCUCAUCCGAGUUCUUGAAGAUGGAUGCUUUAGUGGAGGAGUGUAUUCAGUAUUGUCACGAACACAUGAGUGCCAUUGUCGCCACACCCUGCAACAUGAGCUGCAUCAACAGCAACCUGGCCUCACGCAUCGCUCUGCAGUUCACACACAACCAGGCAGAUGACAUCAAGGACAAAAAGGACAAGUUUAAAAGUAAAGUUUUCCAGAAGAAGAUUGAAAAGCUGUUUGAUCCAAGUUUUGAGAAUCACGACUCACCAGGAAAUGCUGCUACGCUGUACAGGUGUGGUCUUUGCCUUAAGUGUCUCACCAAAGACACAGAAAGAAAGAUCUCCUGCGUUCCGGGGAAAAUCAACAUUGACCAUCAUGGGGACAUCGUCUACACACACAGCAGGCAAAAAGGCUGGGACGUCCAUGAGUUUCUCAACAGCUUAUAUGAAGAGCUGAAAUCAUGGGUGCUAGUUUACUGGAGGAUCUGGGGUACCAUUAAUUAUCUCACCUGCUCAUGCUGUAAACAGGUUUUCCUCUGCUGUGAGUUGGCCCAGUGCAGGUAUCACCCUGAGGAUGUGGUGUACCCGGGUGUGGGCGCUGAUCGCAGUGAGCAUGGUGCCGGGAUCUACCCCUGCUGCAAGCAGAGAGCACUACGCUUUGACCCAGCUGCGAUGCCCACGGGUUGUAAGAUGAGGGACCAUGUGGUAAAUGCGGCAGAACCUGGGGACUGUGAAGGCAACGUGAAAUCUGUGCGGACUCGAAUACUGAAUGACCUGCUGCUCCACAGAAACGCUGUGUGCAUGAGCUCCCCAACAGCUACAGACAGUUCUGUGGAGUCGUCUAAACAGAGUGAGCAAGUGCAUGAGUGCGAUAUCACACUGGACCAUGCAGCCCUAAAUGUUCAUCGAGCCAGAGAAGUCACUGCUUUUUCUCUGUUGAAGAACUGGAGUCUCCAGCUGCGGCAACAGUCUUUAUUGUCUGAGGAUGAGGAUUACACUACGGGGUCAGAGGUCACAGAGGAUGAAGUUGGGGAUGAAGAUGACACAUCAAAGAAACAAGCUGUAAAAAGGCAGAGAAAACCAGGCAAGCCUUUGAAAAGACAAGUGUCCUCACCAAGCAUACUGCACAAAGAGCAAGCUGGAGGAGAUAAGGGCGCUUCAAAGGACUCGACCCCAUUCAUAGUGAGCAUGCAGAAGAGUAAAUGGGACAGCACUCGCUCUCUGAGGUUUAACCAGGAUGCCCAGAGGGAGGAAGACCAAAGGAGAAUGGUGGAGAUUAUUGACUAUCUGACUAAGAUACGCGUUGGUGAUUUGGAACAGAGCAAGUCAAAGGACACUAAGGAGCAUGCAGGAGGUAUCUACUCCAGGCUGGAGGCACAGUUUAAGAGCUCCACUCAGCUGAGUAACAGACAGAGCACCUCAGACAAAACACUCCGGGCGAAGACGCGCUCUGGACAGUCUAGACCAACGUAAAAGAAAUAACUGAAGAUACAGAAGUGCUGACAAGCAUGUGAAUGAAACAAGGGACUUUUUUGAAGAGGUGUUUUUUAAAAAAGUCCUUUUUAUCCAUCCGUUUUCAGACAGUCGAGAGGUUUGCAGUAUCAUAAUGGAGGCCAGUAAAAUCAUUCAUUCAUACAGCAGAACCUGAUUAAAACGUACUGGAUACUAAUAGCUUGGCAGAAGCUUUCCAAAACUUUGCCCACUCCUUUACAUAUUGUGCUGCUAGCUUCAUAAGCGUAUCUUUUCAUUCUUCUCCUUUAUUUUAUUUUGCACUUGUAAUUCCUGUCUAUAUCAUUCUGUAACCUAUCAUAUACAAUGUGCACAUGUUCAUGUUCUGAUCUCAGGUAAAAAUAAAAGUAAAUAUCCGUCCAUCC